AUGUCGUAUGCGCAUGCAGUGGUGGAACAAACACACAAUGUUUGCGGCACAGAAGUUCACGCUUCACUGUUCUACUCAAGUUUACAAAAGGCUUUAACUGGAGAAAAACCAACCCUGACUGAUAAAAUAUCCACGAAAGUGAACGUUCCUGUCAGUGAAGAGCUGCUCCGUUUCUUUGAAACCAAUGAGCGAUGCAGAAAACAACUGGAGAACGAGGCCAAACUGCUUCACGCCAAAGUGCUUAUUGACAGCUCCGCCGCAGCAAAUGAACUGAUUCUGGAGAUGGACGUCAACAAAGAGUCGCUGGCUGCGCUGCAGAUCGCUCCCACGUGGGAGUCCAAGACAAUGAGAGAAGCAGAGUCGUUUCUGAGCAGAUAUGACACAGCAGAGCUGCCGGCGGAGAAGGACGUCUGGACCAGAGCGGAGAACGACUGUAACUGUCUCAUCACGCUCGACACGGCGCUCUCCUACAGGGAGCUCCACUCUAAAGCUGUGAUUGCUGGAGUGAAAGAGGAGGUGAAGGUCCUGUCAGACAAGAUCACGACGCUCCUGAAGAACACUGCUGCUGAGGUGGAAGUGGAAAGAAACACAGCCGAGGUGGACAUCCAACUAGACUGCAGAGAGACGUUUGAUUUAAUAAAAGAGCGUGUGGAGUCCAGAUUAGGGCAGGUGAGUUUAUCACAUGAUGAGAAGCAGCACAUCAUCUCCCUCAGAGGUCUGAAAGAUCAAGUACAUUCAGUGGAGAUGCUCAUCAAGCAAGCGCAGAAGAACAUCGUCAAGCACCAGCUGAAGCUUUCUUCACAUCUGAGUCACUUUCUGAAGUCUCUGGAUCUUGAAAAGUUUGAGCAAGACUAUUUUCUCCCAAGCCACAUUCCAGCUAGACUUUUAAAGCGACAGGAUUUUUUUGGUAUCUUAGUUGAGAAAGAAAACCUGAAGAGAGCUGAAGACAAAAUAAGAGAGAUUCUCAAAGAGCAGGUUAUACAGCUUUCUCCCAAUCAGACCGGUGACACGUGGACACACUUUCUCAGGAAUCUUCAAGAUGACAUAGAAUCGUUCCAGAAAGCUCACGACAUCAGGAUCGCACAAUCAAAUAAUGAGGUUAUAAUAUGUGGGUUUUCCAGUGCAGUUGCAGAUGUUACCGGAAAAGUGAAGAGAUAUCUGGACAACAAGGAACCGACAACUGAGAACGUCCCUCUGAAAUCUGUGCGAGAAGCUGAAUUUGUGGAGUCCUGCCUGAAUCUGUCCGAGCUCCCAGAACUCAAGAGCCUCGGCUCGACGGUACUCGCUUACAGAACAUCAAACUGCCCUUGUCUGAAGAUCACAGCAGCUAAAGACAAUAUCAAAGACGCGGUGCGUGUCGUACAGCAGCAGAGCUCAUCCAUUCUUAUGGAGAGCCAUAAAUAUAGCAAAGCAGGAGAAGCAAAGUUUCUGGAGAAACAUGAAGCCAACGUGAAGACCAAAGCUGAGGAGAUGCAGUGCAGUCUGUAUUUAUCACAAGAGCAUGUGGUCAAAUCCAGCCCUCCAAAGAGCUUCACACACAAAAUAGGCAACUUCAUGACUCUGAGUAUCGCAGAAGGAGACCUGCACCAUUUCACAGCCGACGCUUUGACCUGUCCAAUGAAUGCCAAUCUAGCUUUCAGUAACCCUGUGGCUCAGUGCUUUCUCCAGUUCGGAGGAGACGAGAUUUCAGAGGUGUGUAAAACUCAGCAGAAGCAACAGCAGAGUCUUCUGCCUGGAGACGUGGUGCUCAGUGAUGCUGGGAAACUCAACACCGGGACGCUCAUUUACGCCGUGUUGCCUCAGAAAGGACAGAGGCUGGACUCUCACUACCUUCAGUCAGCCGUGUAUAACAGUCUCCUGAAAGCUGAAGGAAAAGGAUGCGCCUCGAUGGCACUCCCAGCAGUCGGUUGUGAAAGCUUCGGCUUCUCUGUCAAAGACAGCUGCGUGGCACUCCGAGCCGCUGUACUGCAGUUCUGCAGCGACCGUCAGAAUUCUCCUAAAAACAUCAGAUGCAUCAGUAUAGUGGAUUCAGACGAGGAGAUCGUUGAGGAGUACAACACUCUGAUCCAGGAACUAGGAUUUCCUGACACAUCUACAACGGUUCCCCUACAAUCCUUGAAGCUAAAACACGGAUCAGACACGAGAGAGGUGUGUAAAACUCAGCAGAAGCAACAGCAGAGUCUUCUGCCUGGAGACGUGGUGCUCAGUGAUGCUGGGAAACUCAACACCGGGACGCUCAUUUAUGCCGUGUUGCCUCAGAAAGAACAGAGGCUGGACUCUCACUACCUUCAGUCAGCCGUGUAUAACAGUCUCCUGAAAGCUGAAGGAAAAGGAUGCGCCUCGAUUGCACUCCCAGCAGUCGGUUGUGAAAGCUUCGGCUUCUCUGUCAAAGACAGCUGCGUGGCACUCCGAGCCGCUGUACUGCAGUUCUGCAGCGACCGUCAGAAUUCUCCUAAAAACAUCAGACGCAUCAGUAUAGUGGAAUCAGACGAGAAGAUCGUUGAGGAGUACAAUGCUCUGAUCCAGGAACUAGGAUUUCCUGACACAUCUACAACGGUUCCCCUACAAUCCUUGAAGCUAAAACACGGAUCAGACACGAGAGUGCUGAUCAAUGGUGUGCCAAUAUGCCUGAAAGAGGGUGAUAUCACCAAAGAGACGGUGGAUGUUAUAGUGAAUUCAACCAACAAAAGUUUAGAUCUUAACACUGUGAUAAUCUUGCUCUCUGCAGGACGUGGUGGCUUUGCCCCGAAAGAAUCGAUCAAAGCCAUCUUCACAGCACUCGAGAAACAUCUUAAGGAGCCGAACUCAUCCUGCCUCCGGAGCAUCACUAUAGUGGCAUUUGAACAGAAGACCUUUGAUGACUUUCGUGACCAUUUUAAAGCAUGGAAUAAGCCUGCAUCCGGCAAGAUGCCUGAAAAUCAAGUCAAAAUUGGAAGCAUCAGAAUCGAGGUAAAGAAAGGUGACAUCACUAAUGAAACGGUCCGCGGGAUCGUAAACACCACCAACAUGGACAUGAGCCUGAGAGGAGGCGUGUCGGGUGCCAUAUUUAAAGCGGCUGGAGCGUCUGUGGAGCAGGAGUGCCAAAAGCACGGUCCGUUGCAGAAUGACAUUGCAGCCGUGACCAGCGGCAGAAACCUGCAUUGCGACUUCAUCAUUCACAUGGUCGGUCCGCACUCGGCGGCAGAGGUGAGAUCCCGCGUGAAGAAUGUUCUGGAGCUCUGUGAGGAGAAGCAGAUCACCACGGUCUCCUUCCCUGCCGUGGGCACUGGUAUGGAUUGUGAGGAUGCCAUCGGUGCGAUGCUGCAGGGCUUUGAAGAUCAUCUGGCUCAAAACAUCUCGACUGUGAUCAAGCUCAUCUACAUUGUGAUUGACCGGGACAACGUCCUAGGUUGUGUCUCACUCCGUCUGACGGCUUUUGUUAAAGGUGAGGAUGCCAUCGGUGCGAUGCUGCAGGGCUUUGAAGAUCAUCUGGCUCAAAACAUCUCGACUGUGAUCAAGCUCAUCUACUUUGUGAUUGACCGGGACAACGUCCUACAAGAGUUUCAGAAAGGUCUCAAAACAUGGAUUGCGAAUACACAGGACAGUGAAGAUGAUGAGUGGGAGGAUUACAGCUCAACAGAAGAAAGCUCCUCGUCUGACAAAGGAGCCAACGCAAACCCAGUGGAGGUAAUGAUGGGCCCGGUUAAAGUCAGGGUGUUUAGCGGAGACAUCACCAAAGAGACUGUCGAGGCCAUUGUAAACAGCACGACGACAAGCCUCGAUUUCAACACGGGUGUAUCAGGAGCCAUUCUCAAAGCAUCAGGACAAACGGUGGUGAACGAGUGGAAAUCAAAAGAAUGUCCUUCAGGAGCAGGAAACUUGGCUGCUGCAGGAGUUGCCAAUGCAAUGACAGAAGCUCUGACUAACUUUAUGAAGGACUCACCGAAACACCUGAAGCGCGUCCACCUUGUGAUCUUCCAAGCGAAACUGCUGCCAGACUUUCAGGAAGCUAUCAAGAAGUGCAAGAAGAUUUUUCAAAAUGCUUCUGUGCGUCAGGUCAAACCCCUCCAGCAAUCGGUGAUCCCUGUGCUGACACAGCGACCAGCUAUUUGUCUAGCCAAAGAAACGGCCGCUGUAUCGUUCCCGGUUAUGGCCAUUAACAUUUACAGGACGUCCCCUACAAACCUCACCAAGGUCAAGAAUCUCCUGGACGAGCUGGGCAAGCAGGAGUGCUUCAGUAUAGACGUCCAGUUUAGCCACAUCACAGACCUUCCUGAAACGGACAAGAAGGCCAUCAUGACCCUCAGCCGAGCCAAUCAAAUCAGCGUUCUGGUGGCCAGUUCGGGUAAGUUAACAGUAUCAGGGAAGAGAGACGACGUCUUAGAUGCUGUGCUGAAGAUAAACAGCUUCAUCCAGGCAGUGCGAGAACGAGAGAUGCGUGAAGGUGAGGUGAAGUGUCUGCGGGAGACACUGUGCUGGGAGGUGGCUAGAGGAGACCGCUGGGAGUCACUGGAGCCCGGCAUCAGCUAUGACAUAGAGCUCACCAUCUACCGCAAAGAGAAGAGCUUCCAGUACCAGGAGAACGGCGAGACCUACACGGUGGACUUCAACCAGAUGGAGGUCACAAACAGCAAGCGGGAGUCUUGCAGGAUCAAGAGGACUCUGCUGGGAGAUUCUGAUACGGCAAUCAUUCAUCCCCCUCCAACAUGGACCAAAAUGGAUGGACGGGAUUUAGAAAUAAUCACAUUACAAUCAGAUACGGUGGAAUACAAGAACAUAGAAACAGCCUUUCUGAAAUCCAGCAUACACCGUGAUGUGAAGCCCGUCCAGGUUCAACAGCUCAAAGCAAUGACUGCCUUACGUCUGGAGCUCAUGGACAUCAGCAGAGACUGGGUUUCUUCUUUGUGA
Messenger RNA from Sinocyclocheilus grahami, 4887 nucleotides. RefSeq names its product poly [ADP-ribose] polymerase 14-like. NCBI's taxonomy places the organism in Eukaryota, Metazoa, Chordata, Actinopteri, Cypriniformes, Cyprinidae. The coding region runs from base 1 to 4887 and encodes 1628 amino acids. The transcript has 20 exons. The record is from RefSeq and is a predicted model, not a curated record. Gene Ontology annotation, cellular component: cytoplasm; nucleus. Gene Ontology annotation, molecular function: transcription corepressor activity; NAD+ poly-ADP-ribosyltransferase activity. Gene Ontology annotation, biological process: protein poly-ADP-ribosylation; negative regulation of gene expression.